Messenger RNA from Cooperia oncophora, 312 nucleotides. The record is from the annotation of a GenBank genome assembly. Lineage: Eukaryota; Metazoa; Nematoda; Chromadorea; Rhabditida; Trichostrongylidae.
AUGAAUAACGAUCACGGAAUUUGGGCAACGAUGACGAAGAGCAAACGGAACAUGGUGAAAUCAGACGCUGAAAAGGACGAGCUGAUGCCACUGGAGGGUAACGGACGCGAAGCAUGUAUAGCACAAUUUAUCGAUAUGUGCGAUGAUAUGGUAGUUGACGGCCAGAUCUCCGUUGAUGAAUGGUGUGAUUGCUUCUCGUUUGCUGACGAUCUUCGCCAUGAACCACCAUGCCACAAGAAGAAACACUCCGUCGAUCCUCAUAUGACUGGCGUCGAGAUAGCGCAAUUACUAUCCAGCUAUCCAGAGGAAUGA